Messenger RNA from Austrofundulus limnaeus, 2368 nucleotides. It is a transcript of the gene mfrp, whose product is annotated as membrane frizzled-related protein. The record is from RefSeq and is a predicted model, not a curated record. The transcript is spliced from 13 exons. Bases 258 to 2123 code for a protein of 621 amino acids. Gene Ontology annotation, molecular function: protein binding. NCBI's taxonomy places the organism in Eukaryota, Metazoa, Chordata, Actinopteri, Cyprinodontiformes, Rivulidae.
AGCAGCUUGUACAGAACCAGACAUAAGACCAAGAGGCAGCACUCACUGACUUUUUGAAAACUGGGAACUACACAUUUUUUUAAUGUGAAUUGGUUCAUUUUUACGUGGCUUGUAUUGAAGGAUUUCCAGCAAAGAGCCAAGCUGUUUGGAGUUUUCACAACUUGAAUGGAGACUGACGAAAUGCAAAAUGUACAACAACAAGAGGACUCAGAGAAAACUCCUUAAACCGUCCUACAAGAAAAGCAGCUCUCUACAAGAUGUCCUCCGAGAAACACUCAUCCAAACAUUUGGACCCAUAUGAAGAGGACCAAAGUCCCUCUUCUGUUCCCAAGAGAAAGAUGUCUGACCUCAGCCAAGUUUCUGUUUUCUCAGACUCCUCUGGCAUUUAUAAGAAUGUGUUUUGCAACCUUGCCUUUGAGCUGGAGGAGGAGCGAGAGGAGGGGGUGGAGGGAUUCAGGACCUCUUCAUCAACCCCCGAACCAAUCAAACCACCAGCUGCUAGCCUUGGUUGUGGAUUCGUAGAAGUGUGUUGGAUGCGUCUCCGGGGUCCUGGUCGGAGCUGGGGGCUAGUGGUGGUUUCUGCUACAGUCCUGCUCCUGCUGGCAGCCCUGGGUCUAGCGCUGGCUCUCAUCCUCACUCAUAUAAAAGAUCAGGCCGUGGAGGAUCAACUGAUGACCACUCCUGACCUGCAGAGUGAUGGACAUGAAGCGUCCCCUCCUUCACCCACAGUCCCCUCAAACAGAAGUCACAUAAAAAUCACCGCCUCACCUCAACCUACCCAGACACAUCCACGUGAGACGAGCUGUGGAGGAGUUAUGACCGACUCUGAGGGCAGCUUCAGUUCUCCGAACCAUCCUGGCUCCUACCCCCCGAACUCACUGUGUGUGUGGGUGAUUCAGGUCCCGCCUCCUCACCUGGUCCAGAUUCAUGUUACCUCUUUGGCCGUGGAGGGUCCGUCUCCCUGUCUGUUUGACUGGCUGGAGGUGCAGGAGCCUGUUGAGCAGAGUUCUGUGGUCACCAGGUUUUGUGGUAGCGUUGCUCCACCAACCUUUAACACAAACAGCAGCACAGUGUGGGUCACCUUCCACUCCGAUGGCAGCAUCACAAACAACGGCUUCGCUGCACAGUACAGAGCUAUCCUGCCUGGUCACAAGAGCUGUGCCAGAGAGGAGUUCAUGUGUGACAACGGUCGCUGUCUGCUGCCCGUGUCUGUGUGUGACGGUCAUCCAAACUGUAACGACCAAAGAGAUGAAGCAAACUGUACUCACAAACGCAGCGAAUGUGGUGGCCAGAUGUUUGGGCCAUAUGGUUCCAUGGCGAGUCCAAACCACCCCAGGCCUUAUCUUCACCAGCAGUUGUGUGUAUGGUAUAUAUCUGUUGAUGAGGGUCAUAUCAUCACACUGAGCUUCAGAAACUUUAGCCUGGAAACUCAGGACGUGUGCGAGUUCGACUAUGUGGAGGUGCAUGACGGCAGAACCACCGGAGCUGGAAGGGUCUUGGGGAGGUUUUGUGGGACCACCAUCCCACCAGACCUGACCUCCUCUGGCCCCCACAUGACGGUGGUGUUUGUUUCCGAUGAGGGAGUGGCCGACAGCGGGUUCAACGCAACGUACCAGGCUGUAUCUGUCCUUAACAGAACAUGUGGUCCAAACCAGUUUAACUGCAGAACAGGGGAGUGUGUUCAGCAGCAGUGGCUGUGUGAUGGAUGGGACGACUGCCCUGAUGGAGCAGAUGAGCAGGGCUGUGGAAACUCCACCUACCCUCCCUUCAUCUCAUCAUGUGAGAUCAUAGAGGUGGAGAUGUGCCAGGGCCUCAGCUAUAACCUGACGUCCUUCCCAAACAUCUGGUUAUCCAUCUCUGACCAGAGAGAAGCAGCCACACUGCUGCGACAGUAUCGGGUGCUGAUGGAGCUGGCGUGCUUCAAGCCCCUGCGGAGGCUGGUGUGUGGGAUGUUUCUUCCUCAGUGCAGCCCUCAGGGCGGCGUCCUCCAGCCCUGCCAGUCAGUCUGCUCCUCUGCUGAGCAGCAAUGCAGCCAGGCCCUCGACCUCUUCUCCUUCAGCUGGCCCUUCAACUGCCACCUGCUGCCGGACUCGCAGGACCCCCUGGAGUGCUCACAGCCUUAACGUUUUAAGAUCCCUAUUUGUGGCAUUACCGCUUUGUCUGAUCUGGUAACUUAAACUUGUAGCAUGUUUGAAUGUCUAUUUAUCAUUUUGAUGCCAUUAUGUAAAAGAUAAAAAGUUGUGAACAGAAAAUAUCUUUAAAAUGCGUUUUAUUGCAUUGUUGCUUUUUUUCUCAUUUAUAAUGCGUUUUUGAUUUUUUUCCAGUUUACAGCAAAGAUCUUAUCUAAAUAAAACCUGUUGAAAAAUGA